CCUAAAUUAUAAAUAAUCCGAUUUUAUAGAUCAAACAAUAUAACUCAUAUUUCGGGAACUGCUUACUCUAAAACCAAUAUUCGUUUAACAUUGUUUUCGAAUGUGAAAUUGCGAAAUCUACGUUUGAACAUCCCAAUUAAAAUACCAAAAUUUUUCACUAAAAAGUGCAAGUAGGGCCCAUUUCGAUAAAUGUUAUCGACUGUAUUUAGGAAAUGCAUCGUCGCUGUAUAAUCUGUGGCCAGGAACCGGGCGACCACUGCGUCUACCCGCGAAACAUGACGGAGGCUCGCCGGUGGCAGAAUCUGGCCAAUCUCAGCACCUUCGAUGUGGACACGGAAUCCCUGUGCCGGCACGGCUGCGUGUGCGCCUCCCACUUGGACUUGGUACAAGGAUCCAACUCCGACUCGAAGAGCUCGUCUGGUGCUGCUCGAGGGGCAAGUACUAGAGCCGGAUCGACGAACCACGACUCCGCAAGCCGACAGUUUGGCGUCAAACGGAGCUCUACGGGAUCGGGACAUGGGCCGCGGGAUGUUCCUAACGUACAUAGCUACCCCACCAACAUCAAAGCCAUCGAGGAAAUCCAAAAUCAAAGCAAACUGGGUCUCAAUUCGGGGAGGCCGGAAUCCAGCAACGUAAAUAGAUGCCAAAAUGGCAGCUGCCGUUUUCGUGGUGCCGUCACCAAAAUGUUCCAGGGUAAUGCCAAUACCUACACCCAAAUGGGUCAGAAUUACGGGUAUCCGCUGAUGCCAAGGUCUUUUUCUGCCGGCAAGGGAGCACCUCUUACCAAGAUAAGUCCAAGGGUAAAUGUUAAUCAAAUGCCUCAAGGAACGGAAUGUUGCACAUGUACACACUGUUCAAUGAUCAGAAUCACGAGCAUCAGACCCUCUGUAGAAGGUUGCCCCGGUUCAUGCUGUCCACUGCUAAGAAACACUAAAAACAGACCUCCAGAAGAGAGCUUCUGUAGAAAAUGUCCAGUGGUUCGUUAUUCCGGAAGCCAACAAAGUAUGAACAAAGGACAUAAGGAGACAUCGGAGAAAAACGCGGAAAGACAUAGAUCCUUUGAACGUUUGAACAAAGGACAUAAGGAGACAUCGGAGAAAAACGUGGAAAGUCAUAGAUUCUGUGAGCGUCAUUGUUGUCCCGCUGUAAGAAAUCAGAGAUCAGAAGACUCAAAAUCUCUGGGAAAAGAUUUCUCCAGCCACCUUAACCGCAAGCUAUCGGAAUCGUGGCGGAGUAACGAUAGCACCAAACUCACCAUCAACCAGCAAAACAGGAUCCAAAAGCCGGAAGUGAAGUGCCAAUGCUGUCAGGCUUGUAUUCCUCGCCGCUUAAAGGACAAGGAGGUGCAGGUGUCAAAGGAGGCCCUACAGUCCCGAAAUUCCAUACCUGUUAGUCGAACCAAGGCGACUCCUUCGUUCAGCUACCAAACAGCAAGUUUAUCCACUGGUUUCUCAGCCGUCACCAACUCAAGUAAAAGAUCCUACGGGGCCGAGCAAAAAUAUUCAAAUGCCAUCAAUGUGCUGCUUAUGAAUGGAACCCGUAAAAACGACUACGCUGAUCCAUGCUGCUGUCCGGCCAAGUCCUUGGCCCCGCCUCCAGAGAUUUGCGUGCAAGAGUCAGACCUGACUAAGUGCAAUGAACAGGCUGCGUUUCCAGAAAUCGACAAGCCCAACUACCGAGUUUGCCGGCCUACCACCACCGAUCCCAACGAGAUGAACGUCCUUGUACUCGAAGAAGAUCCCAUAAGUGGAUGCAGCCCCAAAGCCGCGGGAGACGAAGCCACGCAGGAUAGAAGUGAAGUGCAGCUUAGUCCUAACCAGAAUCAAAGUAAGGAACGGCAGUACAAUUUGGGCAAAAACUGGGUCGAUUGCCCGGCCACGGCCAACUACACUAAAGUCCUGGAAUUGCAGAGAGUUCGCAUCAAGGAGCUGGAGAAUCUGCUGCAGCAGCACAACCUGCUGCAGCAGACCAUCGAGCACAAGGUGGCCGAGCUGCAGUGCACGGACAAACCACUUCCUAAAAAUGAAACCGAAAUUUGACAUCAUAAACCGAAAUACAUGCUAAAAAA
Drosophila gunungcola (fruit fly) is the source of this 2068-nucleotide messenger RNA. RefSeq lists its product as uncharacterized. Lineage: Eukaryota; Metazoa; Arthropoda; Insecta; Diptera; Drosophilidae. The record is from RefSeq and is a predicted model, not a curated record. Bases 213 to 2039 code for a protein of 608 amino acids. The transcript is spliced from 2 exons.